Rhagoletis zephyria (snowberry fruit fly) is the source of this 1329-nucleotide messenger RNA. RefSeq names its product putative nuclease HARBI1. The record is from RefSeq and is a predicted model, not a curated record. NCBI's taxonomy places the organism in Eukaryota, Metazoa, Arthropoda, Insecta, Diptera, Tephritidae.
UAUCCCUUAGAAGCAUGGGGUCGAAUCGUCACAGUCGUGAACGAGACGACAAUCGUACGAUCGAAAAUUUCGUCAUUCGAUCUUCGAAUGCACAUUAUCGGAUGAUUACAUUCGAAAGCUGACGAAUCGUAAUUGAAUGUUUGUUUAUCGAUUAUUUUUGUCUUCUUCUUCCUAUUUGGCAGUAACAAUAGACGUUGAAAUGCCAAAAUAAGUGAACCAAAAAUAAAAAAUAAACUGCAAAACAAGAUGGAUCCCAGUUUUUAGUUUUAUCUUAGCUCAAGCGACAGCGAAACGGAUGAAAAAAUUGUGCGCAAACAGUUGCGGGACAAAAGCGAUCCGCUGGCUUUAUCAAAUAAUGCGUAAGUACUAUAAAUGUAGUAAAUGUGACAGUCAUCUAAAUUUCUAAUUUUGCUGAUUCAUCAAGCAAUUUCGGCUUAACAAGGAAGCAUUCCAACAUGUCCGCAAAAAAUUGAUUUUUCGAGCCAUGACACCAAAGCCGUUCCACCAGUCCUGCAAUUAGCUGCUAGUCUUUCUCUUCUUGGUAGUGGCAGCUACCAACACACGGUUGGAAGUGACUACAUAAUUGGAAUGUGCCAGAGUACAGUGUCCAAAUUAACUUCCCAUGUUCCUUUGCAAAUGAAGAAUUAGCUAUGCCCUGAAUUUAUAAAAUUUGAUGUGGACAACUCGCAAAAAUGUAAGGAGUGGUUUAUGGAGAACUACAGAAUACCCGGAGUUAUCGGAUGUAUAGAUGGGACUCACAUAGGUUUGCAGAAGCCAACCCAAAAUGAACAUAUGUACUUCAAUAAAAAGGGCUCCCAUAGUCUUAACGCUAUGAUAAUUUUUGACCACACAUACAAAAUUGUAGCAAUCAAUUGCCAACAUGGAGGAGCAGCGCAUUGGCCAUUAAAUUCUUUUGUGUUGAAUUCAUCUUGUUGUAGUUAGUCUUUAUUAAAAUAAAUGUUAAAAUUGUUAAUAAAUUUACAUUGCCUUGAAAAUUGCUUACAUUUUAAAAAUUCGCUUAAAUUUAGCGCGCUCACGAUUGAUAGUUGCUGAUCGAAUGACACUAAGAAGGAACGAGUACGUCCAGUUACUCGUUCACGUCUGUCAUCAUACCGAAUUUCGAUAAAUUUCGAUAAAUGUUGCUCGUUCACGACUGUCAUAAUCCGAAAUUCAAAUUUUUAGAUAACGAGUUGCUCGUUCACGACUGUGACGAUUCGACCCCUGGUUGUUAACACCGUAUAGAAGCGCGAAUGCAGACUGUUUAGGCCACCGGCCUAAAUUUGCUUGAACUUUCCGACACACCCUAAUUUCUGGAGCUUGGUGGCUGGA